Molecule: messenger RNA, 4338 nt
Organism: Eublepharis macularius
Lineage: Eukaryota; Metazoa; Chordata; Lepidosauria; Squamata; Eublepharidae
Gene: FOXRED2
Product: FAD dependent oxidoreductase domain containing 2
Exons: 9
Coding region: 355-2445 (696 amino acids)
Molecular function (GO): flavin adenine dinucleotide binding; monooxygenase activity
Source: RefSeq, a predicted model, not a curated record
GUUUCCUUGAGGGAGGGACAAGCGAGACCGCGCUGGCCGAGAAUGUCGUUGCUUUUCUUCCCGGGUUUCUUAUGGGAGGACCGGAGCCACACAGCCUUUACGCCGCGGGUCUAGCGGCGGGGCGGCCGCGCGGGACCGCCCACCUUGCUCGUCUCGCGGCGGCCGGACGCGCCAGGAGUGGGCCUGGCAAGAUCUGGCUAUACAUCAACCCUGGAGAAGAGGCAAGACACAGAGCUUCUGGUGUGACAUACCUAGAUAGGCUAGUAGCAAUAAAGCUGCCUUUGGAGCUCUCGAUGGAUUGAUUUGACUUUUCCUUUCUUAGCUCAUUUCAAGUGCCUUGUUUUCAGUUUUACAAUGAACAGAUUCAGCCUGGUUGCCGCCACCAUGAUGCCAUCUGCCUCAAAGUGUGUGCAAGAACUUCUGCUAACAUUUGCCUUCUCCUUUGCCUCUACUUGGGCUGAUGACCUUUCAGUGUUUCCAUACCAUGACUAUUGCAUCAUUGGGGCUGGCCCCUCAGGCUUGCAAAUGGCCUAUUUCCUUCAGCAUGCAGGCCGGGACUACAUGGUCUUUGAACAGAGCCACAUGCCAGGACGUUUCUUUGCCUUGUAUCCACGGCAUCGCAAGCUUAUCAGCAUCAACAAGCGCUAUACGGGCAAAGCCAACCGUGAGUUCAACCUUCGUCAUGACUGGAACUCGCUACUUAGCCACGAUAGUAGACUUCUUUUUCGACACUACUCUCCUGACUACUUCCCUGAUGCCGAUGCCAUGGUACAUUACCUGAGAGACUUUGCUUCCUUGCUAGACCUUCAGGUGCUCUACAACACAUCCAUUUCUCAUGUGAUGCUGAAGAAGGACACUAUGGCAUGGAAUGGCCACUACUUCAUCCUUGCAGACCAGAAUGCUCAGCACUAUAAAUGCAGUGUUCUUUUGGUGGCCACGGGGAUGUGGCUUCCUCACAAAGUGAACUUUCCUGGUUCAGAAUAUGUCGAGGGCUAUGAGUCUGUAUCUGUUGACCCUGAGGACUUUGUUGGCCAGUCAGUAUUGAUCCUGGGCCGAGGCAACUCUGCAUUUGAAACAGCUGAGAACAUUUUGGGCGUCACCAAUUUCAUACACAUGGUGAGCCGUUCUCGGGUUCGUCUCUCUUGGGCUACCCACUAUGUGGGAGAUCUAAGAGCAAUUAACAAUGGCCUCUUGGACACAUAUCAGCUGAAAUCUCUGGACGGCCUACUGGAAGGUGACUUAGAAGAUCUGGUUCUUGUCAAGGAUAAAAAGGGGAAGCUGCACAUUACCCUUCGCUUUUAUCUGGAGAACCGCAAUAGCAGCGAAGAGUCCAUUACUCUACCCCAGGAUGAGCUGGACAACUUUGCCACUCGGGCACCCUAUGACCGUGCCAUUCGUUGCCUGGGAUGGAAGUUUGACUUCUCCAUAUUUAACAAGUCUGUUGGACUUAUGCAUGGCAAAGGCAGUAAGAAAAAAUAUCCUUUGAUCAAGCCCAGCUAUGAAGCCAAAGCUACUCGAGGUCUCUUUGUACUGGGCACUGCAAGCCACUCAGUUGACUUCCGCAAAUCUGCUGGAGGCUUUAUUCAUGGGUUCCGAUAUACAGCUCGAGUCGUUCAUCGUUUAUUAGAAGUGCGCCACCAUGGUGUCCCUUGGCCGUCUUCUACCUACCCCAUUAUUCAGCUAACCAACUCCAUUGUCAAGCGGGUGAAUGAGGCAUCCGGGCUGUACCAGAUGUUCACAGUGCUAGCAGAUGUCAUUUUGCUGAAAGAGAAUGCCACUGAAUUUGAGUAUCUGGAGGAAUUUCCGGUCGGAGUCCUGCAAGACCUUGAAUGGCGCACAGGAAGGAAAGUUCAGAAUGGGCUUUUUGUCAUCAUGAUGGAGUACGGGAAGAACUUCUCUGGACCGGACAAGGAUGUCUUCUAUUAUAACCGUGCAGUGGGCGAGGCACAGCAUGCUUGGCAGUCCAAUUUCCUGCACCCUGUCAUAUAUUACUACAAACGCCUUCCCACUGAGCGUGAAAUGAGGCAUUGUCCGCCAGACUGGCCUCUUCCCCGCCCAGAUGCCAUCCAUCACAUUGUGGAGGACUUCCUGACAGACUGGACUGCUCAGAAUGCCCACAUCCUCCCUCUGAGGCGCUUCCUGGAGAAUUGCCUGGGAAUCGACCUGCGCAGGUUCUAUGCAGAGUCCUGUUUCCUCUUUGCGCUGACACGCCAGAAGUUGCCUUUCUUCUGCCAACAGGGAUACAUGAGAAGACAGGGGCUAAUGGGUAAUGAGAGACUUAAACGUCAUGGAGUAGAAGCUGGGUUGCUGGAAGACUAUGCUGCUGUGGACUCUCUAAGAGAGCUGGAAGAGGGCACUGUACGAUUGCAUGACCACCUGUUGGAGGAUCGCAUGAUGCCAAACCAUCAGCUGCAGCAUCUCAUGAUCACCAAGGAUGAACUUUAGCAUUCCUUGGUCAAAAUCUACAAAUUGUGGUCUUGGUACUGUGACAAAGAUCUGCAGAGGAACUCUUAAGUUCCAUUGUGCACAGAUAGGCCCCUACCUAUUCCUUUAUGGGGACCAUGACUUGCCAAAGACUUGUGUGAGUCUCUUCACAUUUAUGAAGGACAAAAUGCUUUACAGGAUAAGCAAAAGCAGCAAUUUGAUGAUGCCAAGACAUCUGUUUGCUCCUAUUCACUGCUUGCUGUGUUGCAUUUCUAUGAGCCAGUCUCUUAUCACAGAAGGGGAAAAAGUGAUACCUAAAUGAUUUGCCAGGGAGUAUUAUUCCUGAUUGCAUGUUUUGUGGUGAUCUGUAAGGGAUGUCCUGGUUUAUGGAUGCUCUCUGUACUGUGUUCUUGCAUAUACUUGCAAAUUGGUAUGUGCAUGAAUUUACAAGCAAUGUGGUAGUUGUGUGAGAGGUAAAAGUGCUGGGAACUUUCCAGCAGGGAAAUACCUACUUCCUCUACAAGGGGCCAAUCUCUCUCAAGCCACAGUAAGCCUGGAUCCCUUUGGUGUUUUGUGGCCCAAUUGCAUCCACCUCCUUAAACAUUAGCUUGUCCUGUAGAAGUGGUAUUCCCGAGUGCCAGCAUGUCCUUCUCAGGAGCCUCCUGUAUCUUUACAAAACAUCUGUCCUCUUUGCACUAUACCUCUUUUAAAAAACUUCAAGAGGUAAUUUUUUUUAAAUAUCCCUAUUUUUAGGUAAGAGUAGAUAUCUGCACUUUAUUGUACACCCGUCUCACAUUUCCUGCAAGUCAGGAGCAGACUGGAAGGAGUUCAAGUUCUUGUCUCUGAUCUUCCCAUAAGCUUUUAAGAAGUGGGCCUUUAAAUCCUUUGUAAUCUCUGCACUUGUGCUUCCUCGGUUACACGGUUCCUGCAGCUGCUGCCCUAAUGCCAUCUUAGCUCUCCUGCUGAUCUGUAAAUAUCUUUCAAAUUCAUCUGCCACUUACUCUUGAAAGUGAAGCUGAAAAGACUCUCCUCUUAAUAGUCCAUGAGUAAAAGUUAGAAUUCCUCUGGGCAGCUCAUUUGGGUUGGCAGGGUUAGACAGUCUCUUUGAUCCUAUGAGAGCCCAGAGAGCACCUGCUUUGCAUACAAAAGAUCCCAGUUUCAAUUCCUAGCACUGCCAGAUAAAAGAUCUCAAGGCCUUGGAAAGCUGUUGCAGGUCAGAGCAGAUAAUACCAGCUAAAUAGAACAAGGAUCUGAUGGUAACAGGGAGCUUCAUGUGUUUAUUUAAUGUAGUGGGUUUACAUGGAUCUAGAAUCCUGUGCAAAACAAUCUUUAAAAGGCGUCUGCAGCUAACGCUUCCCACAUCCUCAGCACUUUGGAGCUGCCUUGGUCAAACUGGAACUUUUGAAGAUUUUACACACCUGUUAAGCAGGGAGAUUUGAAUUCCUUGCUUGGAGCGGUCUUUCUACUGGCAGCAUCUCUUCUUCUGUCCCCCAUAAUUACCCCCAAGAACCCAGUGCUGUAAAUUGACAAUAUAUGUGUUGCCUUUUGUUGUUUUCUUAAAAGCAGAGUUAUUUUUUUUAUACAACCAUUCAGCAGAUAAUUUCCCCCAGGUCAGGCCAGUGUCUGCUUUGCUGCUGCUCCACAGAUGGAAGCCCAGCUGCCAAGCCAGGAUCUGGCAUUCCAGUGCUUUGUUUUCAGUGCCUAUCACAUUCAAACAUUUCCAGAGAGCCUCGUGGUUCCACAGACUGGGCAACUGAAUGUCUUUGGUUUUUAAUGCUCUUUUUUUCUUAACAGUAUUAUUUUUUAAAAUGUCAGGCAUGAAACAAGUGGGUAACUGGUAAUACUGUUGUAUUGCAAAUGUGCCAGGUAUGGCUGUAUUAUUGGAAUGAACUCUUAAAAACAUUUCCAAGCCCA